AUGUACCCCCUUUUCAAUAAUAAUACUGUAUCGGCGACAUGCAAGUAUGGUUAUGAGCCAUACAUUGAUAGCACUACCAAUGCAUUGAAUCCAUGUUUUUUAGGAUUAGUGUCCACAUCAACUACUAUUUUCUUUAUCAUUGUAGGAUUAUGGCAGUUAUUCAAUUUAUAUCUGAAUACAGAGGUUCCAAGACAAUUCAAUAAAAAUAUUAAAAAGUUCCAAACUUUAUCCACAAGCCACAUAUCUCAUUUGACAUCUAUUUUAUUCCAAGCAACAUGUUAUUAUAUUCAACUUAUGUAUAUUAUGAAAGACACCACACAAAGCUACCCACCAAUCAUAAAAUAUUCAAUAAUAUCCAACUUGUGUUAUUCAGUACUAAUAUCAUUACCAACGCAGUAUAUUCAAUAUUUUAAAAGUAUAUGUGCGAUUGGAAACCAGUUAUUCUUCUAUUUAGUACAAAUUUUGUUUCUAUCAUUCCAAAUUUUACAAAGAUAUUACCAUAGCCCAGAUGAAUCAUACAAUCUAAUACAUGGUAAUGUCGGGAUGAUCCUAGAGAUAAUAAUAACGUUAAAUGCUACAUUAAUAUUUGUCUACGACUUAGCACUUUACAAGCCUUCUCAGCUUAUCAUUAAAUAUUAUGAUGAGAACGACAUAUUCCAUUCUGUUAACGUAUUUUCCAAUUUAACUUAUAUGUGGAUGAAUAAGUUGAUCUCUGAAACUUACGAGAAUAAGAAGCUAAAGGAUCCGAAUCAUUUACCAUUACCCCCAAUUAAUUUAAAUAUUCGUGAUUUUACUGUAUCAAUAGAAAAAAAUUGGGAAUAUCAGAGACUUCAGAAGAAAAAUUCAUUAUUAACAGCAAUUUGGAAAACCUUCGGUAAGACAAUUUUGUUAGCUAUGUUUAUGGAAACUGUUAAUGAUUUAUUAAACAUUAUUGAACCACAAAUCUUAAGAUUAUUUAUUAAGUGUUUCAAUAAGGAAGAUUCCCAAGUCUCUUUCCCUCCUUUACAUGGUGUAUUUUUGGCACUUUCGUUGUUUUUGAUUAACAUCAUUUCGACAAUCUUGAAAAAUCAAUUUUUCAUAACAAUCUUCGAAGCAGGAUUAGGAAUAAGGGGUUCAGUUGCGAGCUUAGUGUAUCAGAAGACAUUAAAACUUUCUAGUGCAUCAAGAGGUGAAUAUACUACAGGUGAUAUAUUGAACUUACUUUCUGUCGAUGUCUUAAGGUUACAAAGGUUUUUUGAAAAUUCCCAGACUAUCAUUGGUGCUCCAUUACAAAUAGUGACAGUAUUAAUAUCAUUAUAUUUCCUACUCGGGAAAGCCAUUAUUGGUGGCCUAUUAGUUAUGGCAAUAAUGAUCCCUGUAAAUUCAUUCUUGUCUAGGAAAAUAAAAAAAUUGACGAAAACUCAAAUGAAAUUCAAAGAUAUUAGAAUCAAGACAAUUACAGAAAUUUUAAGUUCAAUCAAAUCUAUUAAGUUUUAUGCAUGGGAAAAACCAAUGCUGGAAAAAUUAAAUCACGUUCGUAAUGAUCAAGAAUUGAAAAAUUUAAAAAAGAUUGGGAUUGCUUCUAGCUUAAUCUACUUUGCAUGGAACUGUGUACCGCUUAUGGUUACUUGUUCCUCAUUUUUAAUUUUCUCUUAUGUCAACGAUUAUCCUUUGACACCUGAAUUGGUAUUCCCAUCUCUUUCGCUUUUCAACAUAUUAAAUAUGGCCAUCUAUGAAAUUCCUUCGACGAUUAACACCAUUAUUGAAACAAACGUUUCAAUGGGAAGAUUAAAAAAAUUCUUAUUAGCCGAAGAAAUCGAUACAUCUUUUAUUGAAAAAUCAGCCGAGGACUUUAUGGACAACGACGUUGCCAUUGAGAUAGAAAAUGCAACAUUUUUAUGGAAAUCAAAGAAUGCGUUAGUUGCCCAACAAGGUAAUGACGAAGAAGAAAGUAUAGGCUCCACAGAAGUUGCACUGAAAAAUAUCGAUAAAUUUACUGCGACUUCAAAAGAAUUGACAUGUAUAGUAGGACGCGUGGGUUCCGGUAAGACGACGUUAUUAAGAGCAAUUUUAGGACAGUUACCGUGUGUUAGUGGUUCCAUGGAAAAUAAACCUCCAAGAUUAUACAUAAAUGGUCGAGAAAUUGCAUACUGUCCUCAGGAAGCGUGGAUUAUGAAUCAAUCGAUAAAGGAAAACAUUCUUUUUGGUCGUAAAUUCAACAGAGUUGUAUAUGAUAAAACGAUACAAACAUGUCAGUUAGUACCAGAUUUCAGUAUAUUUUCGGAUGGUGAUGAAACUAUAGUAGGAGAAAAAGGUAUAUCUCUUUCGGGUGGUCAAAAGGCACGUUUGGCACUUGCCAGGGCUGUGUAUGCACAGGCAGAUAUUUACUUACUUGAUGAUAUUCUUUCUGCAGUAGAUGCUGGCGUUCGUAAGAAUAUUAUUCAUGAUGUGAUAGAUCGUGAUCACGGUCUGCUUAAGGAUAAGACGGUUAUAUUGUCCACAAAUACUCUUUCUGUGCUUAAGUUUGCAAAAAAUAUUUAUGUUAUGCAAGCAGGUUCCAUUGUUGAAGAAGGGACAUACCAAGAGUCCAUCUUGAAAGAAGCUGGUGAUUCUUUACUAACAGACAUGCUUUUAACAUUUGACAGUAACAACAACGACCAAUCUGGUAUCAGCACGCCAAACGAAGAAAUACGAACUGAAAUUAAACCUGAUUCCAGUUCCGAAAUUCCAGCUUUAGUGGAAACUUUAGAAGAUGAAAAUUUUAAUGGUAUUCAGGAUAAUACCGAUGUUGAAAAUAUUGCCUUAAGGAGAUCAUCCUUUGCAACCUUAAAAUCACUUCCUUUAGUGGAAACUAAUGACAAUAAACAUAAGACUGGACAAAAAAGAGAAAAGACUGCUGAAGGUAGAGUUAAGUUAUCAGUCUAUAUGACAUAUGCAAAAGCGUGUGGGUUAGGUGGUGUAGUUUUAUUCGGGAUAUUUCUUUUUCUAGCCAGGAUAUUCGAUCUUGGUGAACGUUUUUGGUUGAAGUAUUGGUCUGAAUCUAAUGAAAAAACUGGUAAAAAUGGUAAUGUUUUUAUGUUUGUUUCUGUUUAUGCGCUGAUUGGUGUUGUAUCCGCAGGAUUUAGUAACUUAAGAACUAUCAUUCUUUUGAUAUAUUGUUCUAUUAGGGCAUCCAAAAAUCUCCAUAAUAGAAUGGCAUAUUCUAUUAUACGUAGUCCAAUGCAAUUUUUUGAAACUACUCCAGUCGGUCGUAUUAUCAAUCGUUUUUCUUCUGAUAUUGAUUCAAUAGAUUCAUCAAUCCAGAAUAUAUUUGCGGUGUUUUCUAACUGCGUCUUAGAUUAUUUAGUGACAAUUAUCCUUAUCGGAUAUAAUAUGCCAUGGUUUUUUGUUUUCAAUGGGGUUCUACUUAUUCUGUACUACCAGUAUCAAAAGAUUUUUAUGGUCCAAUCAAGAGAACUUAAAAGACUUACCAGUAUUUCGUACUCACCAAUAAUGUCUUUAAUGAGCGAAACUUUAGGUGGUAGGUCUGUUAUAGCUGCAUAUGAUCAGAAUAAUUUGUUUAUACAUUAUAAUCAAGAAAGGGUCCAAAAUAAUGUUGACUGUGUUUUCACCUACAGGUCCACUAACAGAUGGCUUUCCAUUAGAUUACAAGCAAUUGGUGCGUUUGUAAUCCUAUGCACUGCACUGCUAACCCUAUCAACAAUCAACACAGAAAAUCAAUUAGGUACUGGUAUGGUAGGUUUAAUGAUGAGUUAUGUUUUAAGUAUAACUAUGUCGUUGACAUGGAUUGUACGUUCGUCCGUAUUGUUAGAAACCAAUGUGGUUUCUGUUGAAAGAGUUGUAGAGUAUUGUGAUCUACAACCGGAAGCUCCUGAGAUCAUUAGUGGUCAUAUCCCUGAAAAUGGAUGGCCUUCUAAAGGUUCUAUCGAAUUUCAUGAUUAUACGACCUCAUAUAGGGCUGAUUUAAACCCUGUGUUAAAGGAUAUUUCUAUAAAAAUUCAACCAGGGGAGAAAAUUGGGAUUGUCGGUAGAACAGGUGCAGGUAAAUCUACUUUAACUUUAGCAUUAUUUAGAUUGCUGGAGGCAACUGAGGGUUCAAUACUCGUUGAUGGUGUCGAUAUUUCGACCAUUGGAUUAGAAACCUUAAGAAGUAAUUUGGCAAUUAUUCCUCAAGAUGCACAAGCAUUUGAAGGAAAUGUACGUUAUAAUUUGGAUCCAUUCAAUAAGCACACUGAUGACGACUUAUGGAACGCACUUGCAUUAGCCCAUCUUCAACCUCAUUUGGUUCGUCUAGCACAAGGUGAUAGCAAUACUACUGCGCCUUCGAUUUCGGAUUGUUUGGCAUUUAAAGUUGCAGAAAAUGGUUCCAAUCUAUCUUUAGGUCAAAGGCAACUGCUGUGUCUUGCUAGGGCAUUGUUGAAUAAAUCUAGAAUAUUGGUCCUUGACGAAGCAACUGCAGCGGUCGACAUGGAGACAGAUAGAAUCAUUCAAGAGACUAUUAGAACACAGUUCAAGACAAGAACUAUCUUGACCAUUGCCCACCGUAUUGAUACCGUUCUAGAUAAUGACAAAAUAUUGGUUUUGGAUCAAGGUUCUGUCAAGGAAUUCGACAGUCCACAAAAUCUACUCGCUCAGAAGGAUAGCUUGUUCUAUCAUUUGUGUGAGAAGGGUAAUUAUAUCCCACAAAGUAGUAAAUAA
This is a messenger RNA of Maudiozyma saulgeensis, 4677 nucleotides long. Lineage: Eukaryota; Fungi; Ascomycota; Saccharomycetes; Saccharomycetales; Saccharomycetaceae. The record is from the annotation of a GenBank genome assembly.